AUGAAGUCGUACUACGAGCUACUGGGGCCUGGAAGACCCACCAGAACCGUGCUGACACUCACCUGUUUAUUUUCCUUCAUCCUGUAUGGAUUCGAACAAGGUGCCCUCGCCAACAUCCAAAAUCACCCCGUGUUUCAAAGCCAAUUUGGCCAUCCUUCGGGUAACUACUUGGGGAUCAUUGUGUCUGUGUACAACCUCGGAAGUUUCUUUGGCUGCAUUGUCAACUUCUUUAUUGGUGACAAACUGGGAAGAAGAAAAACAGUCUGGGUCGGUUUCACCCUUGUUAUCAUCGGAAUCACCUUGCAGACAAGCAGUUACAGUGUUGUGCAGCUAUUUUUUGGACGCUUCAUUUCUGGCCUAGGAACUGGAAUGGAGACUAGUACGGUGCCCAUGUUCCAGGCUGAGGUUGCAGGGGCCCACAAUCGUGGUGGUCUCGUUGCAGCAGAGCCUCAGGGCGUGGCCCUGGGUAUCACUAUCUCGUACUGGAUCGGAUACGGCUGCAGCAAAAGGCACGACCAGACAUCGUGGAGACUGCCAGUUGGCAUCCAGAUGCUGUUUGCCGUGUUGGCCUGGUUCAUGUUGUUCCUGUGUCCUGAGUCGCCUAGAUGGCUGAUGAAAAAAGGACGUGUCGAGGACGCCAGAAACUGUCUUGCGCGUAUCAACAACGUGCCGAAAGACGAUCCACUCGUGAACAAGUGUAUCGACGACAUCCUGUACCUUCAAGAGGUUGAAGGGGAGGGAGAGAAGAUCAGCUGGCGAGACAUUGCCCGCGGCAGGGACGCCAUGCACGCUAGAUACAGACUCUUCCUGUGUGUUAUGGUGCAAUUCUGGAAUCAGUAUGGAGGUGUGAAUCUUGUGGUGUAUUACGUGCCGUUGGUGCUUGAGACUAACGUUGGAAUGAACACUAACAUGUCGACCAUUCUUGGAGGCUGCAUCAUGGUGACUUUCUUUGUGUUUGGAUUCAUCCCGACUCUGUGGCUCGACAGAAUUGGACGGCGAUUUGCUCUUAUUGGUGGCUCUCUGGGACAGAUGCUCUCUAUGAUGAUGAUCACUAUCCUGCUUAGAGUUGGAAGCAAGAGCACUUCUGCCGCUGCGGUUGCCUUCUUCUUCACAUACAUGGCCUUCUUUGGUACCGCCAUGAACUGCGUGCCAUGGGUGUACGUCUCUGAGGUUUUGCCUCUGCAGCUCAGAUCCAAGGGCAACGCCAUUGGAAUCUCGUCAAACUGGAUCAGUAAUUUUGUGAUUGCCAUGAUCACUCCUAUUGUGACCAAAAACCUGGGCUGGAAAACCUACAUCAUCUUCACGUUAACAAACGGUGCCGCUGCAGUGAUGUUCUAUCUAUUCUGUCCAGAAACCGGUAACAGGACGCUGGAAGAUAUCGAGGCCAUUUUCCUGAACCACAACACGCUGUUUUACGGAAUCAGUCACUUCGACAGACCAUUGGCCGACCUCGACGAAAAGCCUGAAAUCUCGCACAUCGAGAGCGCCAGCAAGCUCCUCGAAAGCAGUUGA
Molecule: messenger RNA, 1512 nt
Organism: Ogataea haglerorum
Lineage: Eukaryota; Fungi; Ascomycota; Pichiomycetes; Pichiales; Pichiaceae
Exons: 1
Coding region: 1-1512 (503 amino acids)
Biological process (GO): carbohydrate transport; transmembrane transport
Cellular component (GO): membrane
Molecular function (GO): carbohydrate:proton symporter activity
Source: RefSeq, a predicted model, not a curated record